Anopheles stephensi (Asian malaria mosquito) is the source of this 1049-nucleotide messenger RNA. Its product is annotated as serine protease SP24D-like. Gene Ontology annotation, molecular function: serine-type endopeptidase activity. Gene Ontology annotation, biological process: proteolysis. The record is from RefSeq and is a predicted model, not a curated record. The transcript has 3 exons. The coding region runs from base 35 to 784 and encodes 249 amino acids. NCBI's taxonomy places the organism in Eukaryota, Metazoa, Arthropoda, Insecta, Diptera, Culicidae.
AGUCAAUCGGUGCGCUACAGUCACAGGUGUCAAGAUGAAUGUCUCCGCCAGCUUUGUACUGUUGCUUUUGGGUGUUUGCAUCGCUCACGGUUAUGUGGUGAGCCGUGUUGCUGAUGGAGCUGACGCCAGCCGGGGCCAGUUCCCGUACCAGGUGGCGUUGACAAUGAAGCGCCAAACAGUGUGCGGUGGUGUUAUGGUACACGAACGAUUCUUCCUUACCGCUGCCCAUUGCUUCUUCAAUGGAGAUACUCCAUUACCUGUGGAGCAGCUGAACGUGUUCUAUGGAUCGGAAAAACUGUUCUCGAACGGCAGAUACAAUCGCGUCAAGACGGUUCACCUGCACGAUCAGUACGAUCUGGCCGUCGUUGAGGUGAGACGCAAGUUUGAUCUUUCGCACACCUCCCGACCGGUUGCAUUUGGGCAGGAAACGUUCGGUGAGAACCUGGUGGCCACCGUAACUGGAUACGGACGCAGCACAGUGGAAGGUAAUAUGGCGUUCCAGUUGAAAUACGCUCAGCUUACCUCGUUGCCGGCUGAUCAGUGCCGAGAGACGUUGGGAGAUGACUACCAUGAAGGUGUCUUCUGUCUGGAUACGAGUGCCGGAGCUGGAUUCUGUAUGGGUGAUUACGGUGGUCCGGCCGUGAUUGAGGAUCAACUGGUCGGCGUCGGAAGCUACACCGUUGGGGGCAAGUGCGAAACGGGCCAGCCGGACGUUUUCGUCGACGUCGGCUACUUCAGCGAGUGGGUUCGGUCGGUACUCGAGGCAGAGCCAGCGGAACAGUGACUGACUGUUGUUGAUGUUGAUAACCGUUUAUUUAUGUGUUUGCUCUUAUCAUGGACGCAACCUAACAGUAUCUUCUUGCGUUUCUGUGCGUUUAAAUAAUAUAUGUACACAUCUGGUUAGCCGGAAUACAGUCACGAUCGCCGAUUAGCCCUAAUACUGUAUACUACGAUCGUGCUCUUCGAUCUUGGGUCCUGCUCGAGCGAAUAUGCUAUCAAACGAAACGAAUACGAUAAAACAAACAAAACUUGCUAACUUAAAUCACGUA